Triticum urartu is the source of this 1112-nucleotide messenger RNA. RefSeq lists its product as uncharacterized. Gene Ontology annotation, molecular function: ABC-type transporter activity. Lineage: Eukaryota; Viridiplantae; Streptophyta; Magnoliopsida; Poales; Poaceae. Gene Ontology annotation, cellular component: membrane. The record is from RefSeq and is a predicted model, not a curated record.
CUCUGUCUCGCCUGCGUCACCGGCGCCUCUCGCUAGCUCGUGUCGCCGGUGCCUCUCCCUUGCCCGCGCCGCCGGUGCCUCUCCCUUGCCCGCGUCGCCGGUGCCUCUCCCUCGCCCGUGUUGCCGGCGCCUCUCCAUUGGCUCCAUCGUUGGUGCCAAGAUCUCAUUUUUAUUCUCCGGUGGCUGAUUUCGAGUGCGUCGGCUCGAUCUGCAAUGGCCUUCCUCCACUCCAACGCCGUGCGGAUGAUGCCAUGGAAGGGCCACCAUGACAAGGAGCAGGACGACGCCUUGGAAGGUUCACCGACAGGAGCAACUACGUACGGUCUGGUCUUCUCCACUGACAGGGAUAUCGACAUGGAGGUCCGCCAUGGAAGGCCUGGAGCUCGUCAUGGAGGGUCCCUCCUCUCUCUUCCCCUCCCUCUACUCUGUUGGUUGGUUGGACGGAAGACCAUCGCUCGUCCAGCUCUGCUUCUUCCACCGCUGCUCCCGUCCCACCAUAGUGCCACAGACGCUAUGCCAAGCACGGAAGAUUCGGGGAGCCGCCUCGAUCCAGAGUACUCGCAAUCCAUUAUAGGGCAGUUCAAAGCCUGCCUCUGGAAGCAUUGGUUGACCUAUUGGCACAACCCAGAUUACAACCUUGUCAGAUUUUCCUUCACUUUGUUCACAACCUUGCUGCUUGGCUCCAUCUUUUGGAAGAUUGGCACCAUUAUGGGUGGAUGCCAAUACUCUUAGAAUGGUCAGUGGAGCAAUAUACACAAUAGUGAUGUUUGUCGGCAUCAACAACUAUGCAACCGUUCAACCAAUUGUUUUAAUCGAGAGAAUAGUUUGUACAGAGAGAGGGCUGCUCCAUUGCUCAGGUAAGAAUAUAAAAGAUCCUUGGCAGCUCCUAAGAUUAUUUGUGCCUUGUUAGUGUGCAAAUGCAAUUUGUCUUGUGUAUUGCAUAUGCACAUCACAUGGAUUAUGCUUGCAUUUACUUCAAAAUUUACGGCAAUCGCUAGUUGUCUUUUGAGCGAAAACUGAAAUUUAAGUUCUCUGCUGAAUUUGGGGUGUACUGUUGGUUAGUUUGUUACUGUAAGUACCAACAUUUCAGUAAAAGAUUAUUGAUUUGUUUU